AUGCAGGUUAUCAAUGGUAUAGAAGUACUGACACUGUGUAUUCCACACACUACAGGCUUCAGACAGUGACAAAAAUGGACACAGAGACAGCUGGAAAGGUAAUUAAAUGCAAGGCUGCAGUUGCCUGGGAGGCAAAGAAACCAUUAUCUAUAGAAAUUGUGGAGGUCGCCCCACCAAAGGCUCAUGAAGUGCGCAUAAAGAUCACUGCCACUGGGGUAUGUGGUACUGAUGCAUAUGGACUGAGCGGUGCCGAUCCCCGAUUUAAAUAUCCAAUAAUCUUUGGUCAUGAAGGAGCUGGAAUUGUUGAAAGUGUUGGAGAAGGAGUCACUGUAGUUAAACCAGGUGACAAGGUUAUUCCUCUUUAUGUUUCACAAUGCCAUGAAUGUGAAAACUGCCUGAAUCCUAAUACAAACAUUUGUACAAAAAUCAGAGCUACGCAACAGCAGGGGCUAAUGCCUGACAUGACGAGUCGAUUCACCUGCAAGGGGAAGCAGGUGUUUCAUUUCUUGGGAUGCAGUACCUUUGCAGAGUACACAGUCUGUGCUGAUAUAUCUGUUGCUAAAAUUGAUGAUAAUGCCCCCUUAGACAAAGUGUGCUUGAUUGGCUGUGCUAUUCCUACUGGUUAUGGUGCUGCGAUCAAUACUGCUGAAGUUAAACCAGGAUCCACCUGUGCUGUGUUUGGUUUGGGAGGAGUAGGCCUUUCAGCUGUUAUGGGAUGUAAAGCAGCUGGUGCGUCACAAAUUUUUGGUAUCGAUAUCAACAAGGAGAAGUUCAAUAAGGCCAAAGAGUUAGGUGCGACUGCAUGCCUGCACCCACAGGACUAUGACAAACCCAUUUCUGAAGUGCUGAUUGAGCUAACUAAUGGUGGUGUGCAUAAUGCCAUCGAGUGCACUGGCAACACUGAUGUAAUGAAUUCUGCAGUGCAAUGCUGUCGUCCAGGGUGGGGAAAAGCUGUAAUAAUUGGUUUAGCAUAUCCUGGCAAGACGUUAUCAGUCAUACCCUACAAGAUUCUACUAGGAUGCACAAUAACAGGCUCCAUGUUUGGAGGAUGGAAAAGCGCAGACAGUGUUCCUAAACUGGUAUCUGACUACAUGAUGAGAAAACUAAAAGUGGAUGAGUUUAUUUCCUGCACUCUGCCAAUAAGCAAAGUCAAUGAAGCUUUUGAUAUGAUGCAUAAAGGAAACAGUGUUCGAACUGUCCUGAUAUUCUAAACAUUUUGAAGAACAAUGCGGUUUGGCCUACCAGUCUUUAAUCAGCACAGAUUCCAAGAACUGCUGAGGUUCUGAAACAUACACCAGAAUACAUUAAUCAUACAAAACAAAAAUGUCUGACCGUGAAGUAUCUACAUUUAUUAAUUGUGCAUGUAUUCACAGUAUUACAGUUUUCCAAAGACCAGCCAGAAUACUGUACCUGCAUGACUACAAUAAUUAUGUAAGCAUUAGAAAUUAAUGGUUUUGUCCAAUAAAGUAAGCUGCAUUUGUUUAG
Protopterus annectens (West African lungfish) is the source of this 1485-nucleotide messenger RNA. RefSeq names its product alcohol dehydrogenase class-3-like. The record is from RefSeq and is a predicted model, not a curated record. The transcript has 9 exons. Gene Ontology annotation, biological process: formaldehyde catabolic process. Gene Ontology annotation, cellular component: cytosol. The coding region runs from base 75 to 1211 and encodes 378 amino acids. Lineage: Eukaryota; Metazoa; Chordata; Ceratodontiformes; Protopteridae. Gene Ontology annotation, molecular function: S-(hydroxymethyl)glutathione dehydrogenase [NAD(P)+] activity; zinc ion binding.